Molecule: messenger RNA, 921 nt
Organism: Scedosporium apiospermum
Lineage: Eukaryota; Fungi; Ascomycota; Sordariomycetes; Microascales; Microascaceae
Exons: 4
Coding region: 1-921 (306 amino acids)
Source: RefSeq, a predicted model, not a curated record
AUGGGAAACAGCAGGAAUGCUCCUGAUGAGAGGGUGGUUUACCUGGCUCUGGAAAAUGUCUUCAAGGGACCUAAUGCCGAACCCAUCGCUUUGUCUCCGGGCGUGCUCACGAUGGCAAAACAUUCCGACUCACGACCACGCGCGGGAAAGAAGCGGAUAGCUACGGGUGAGGGCCGGGGAAAAGAGACCGAGCAGUACAGGGUAACCAAACGACAACGGCGGGGCAAAACAACGGCGAGGAACCGAGGGCUCGGAGCUGCACCUGCUGGACUGAAUGGCGAACAGAAAGCUAAGAUUCAUGAAGUGAUAUCGAAGUACGGUGAUCCACCUUUGAAAGGGUUGGUGGACGACCAAUGGGCACCUGGCAAGGUAGUUUUAGCACACAUCCUCAACGCCUUACUUUCUUCCACGAGGAUCUCGCACAAUAUUGCGAUACAUACUCUGGAAUGUCUUCUGGAUGCGGGCUACAACGACAUAGAUGUCCUGCGCCAUACGUCAUGGGCAGCGAGGGUGAACCUUUUGGAUUCGGGAGGCUAUGUCCGGUACGAUGAGAAGACGGCCAGAUACCUCGGGGAGCUAAGGAAGCUCUUGACACAUAAAUAUGAUGACGAUGCCUCAAAGGUCCUACCCACAGGCUUGCAAGGAGAAGAAGCGCGAACCACACUCUCAACCAGACUGCAAGAAGUCAAGGGCAUAGGACCAGUAGGCACGACCAUCUUUUUCGGCUCCAUCCAGCAUUUCUUCCCGGGCAUUGCGCCGUUUCUGGACCCCAGAAGCCUUAAGACGGCCGCUCAGAUUGGUCUGGGAAGUGAUGUCGACGCCAUUUUCGCGGCUCUUGGUCAUAGCACUAGUGAAAUGGCUAAGUUGGAAGUUGCGUUAACUAAAAUCCGACUGGAGAAGAGGGAGAAGGAAUUCGAGUAG